Messenger RNA from Olea europaea var. sylvestris, 2703 nucleotides. RefSeq lists its product as uncharacterized. Gene Ontology annotation, biological process: transcription by RNA polymerase III. Lineage: Eukaryota; Viridiplantae; Streptophyta; Magnoliopsida; Lamiales; Oleaceae. The transcript has 5 exons. The record is from RefSeq and is a predicted model, not a curated record. Bases 1903 to 2367 code for a protein of 154 amino acids. Gene Ontology annotation, cellular component: transcription factor TFIIIC complex.
AGGAAAACAGACCGCCUUCUUCUCCAUUCCAAAUCCAUUCCAAUCAUCUUCACCAAAAAAAUCUUGAGUCCUUUUUAUCAAGAACUGAAGAAUCGUGUACAUGAUAAACUUUAAGAGAAGUAGAGAACAAUAGUAACUCGGAAAUCCCUAAAACUAAAAACUACAGUCUACCAGAAAGCUGCAAAAGUUCCGACGAAAUCCGAUUACCCAACGACAGUCAGAAACUUCAUUUUUCGGUCGACAACAAAUGCUUCAAUUGGUUUAUUAAGCAACGGACCUUCGACCGGUUGCCGGAAACGCCAGAUGUUGAGGAAUCGAUCUGGCUGUUGAGCUAAUUCAGUUCUAGCAAUAUCAUAUGUAUGCAUCCUGUCUUAAUUUAUGUCUGCCGAAUCUUAUGUGCUGGGAUUUAUCAUUUAUAAUUGAGGGUGAGCCGGUUGGGCCAUUUUGAUGGGAAGGGAUAGAUGUGGGAAGAGAAUAAUUUGCCAUCUCAAGUUGGUGAAAAAUUCUGCCUAACCAACCAUGAAAAAUGGUAUAUUUACAAUGUGAAGGAGUAUGAAGUUCAGAAACAAUAUUCUGUCACGUGCAACUUGAAGUUCGUUUGAGAAUUUAUUUUCUUGAGAACGUGUACGUGAUUAACUAUGAUUUCUAUUGAAAAAAUAUGUUGGAAAAUUUUGAUUUUAGUAGUUUGAUUACUAAUUUUACGUCUCAAAAUGUGAGAAGGUUUAAUCUUAUGCUUGCCGAAUCUUUCGGGUUUUGAGAGAAGUUUUAUUUUGCUAUUUUUUUGUUUUGAAUUGUAUAAAGUUUUCUUUGGGCCCCAUAAUAAUUAAAUGCCUAGGCCUCUAAAUUCUCAGGGUCGGCCCUGGCAGCAACUUUAGGAAAACAUUCGUGUAUAUUUAAGAAAUCAAAAACCUCUAUUUUUUGUACAGAAUAUGUUUGAUUACUUUUUAUUUCAAUGUGAUUUCUCUUACGAAGUUUGUAACUAAGAAUGCCAUCAAUUUAUACCUUUUACCGAUCACAAUAUUUAAGAAGAUAAAUCUGCAGGUGAACAAGUUGCUGAGAAUUGUUGAGUGUUGACCUGAUGAUCCUUUUGAGACCUUUAACCAUUGCAAUGGUAUUCGAUAAUGCUAAAUUUGAUUAGAGCAGUCACUCCAGUUACUUUAAUAGUGGUGAUAAUUAAGAUGGAGUUUCAAUUCUGGGUACUGUGGUCUAUCACCGUAGGUACUGGGUAGAAAUUAGAAUGUCUGCUAUGUCCACAAUACACUAGACUACCAUUUUUUUCCAAAUCUUACCAACACCUACCCCCAAUUUCAACGAAUAACAAAAACAAAAGAAGCAUUUUCCUUAUGAAAUUCGGAAUGGCUAUGUGAAUCUUUUUUUUUUCUUUUUUAUAAUUCUAUUCUAUUUAUUGCUAUAUUUAUUCGAUAAUCCCAAUAAACUAGAUCUACAUUAAUUCUUAUAAUUUGAUCUAUUCGUUCUUUGUAUGAUAUAAUAUAGUGAGACGACAAUCCUAAGAAUGAUAUUUUCUUUAAGUCUAUGAAGGGCGUGACUCAAUUAUAUAAGUUGUCUUUUCCUUGAUUUAUUUUUAAGCAUUGCGACUAGGUGGUUGAAUUAAAUUCCUAGAAUUUGUGCAUUGUAACAAGCUCUAUAAUGUGUAGGAAUCUUAGUUGUGAGUUCACUCCUCUCAUUUUAUACUAAUAGGUAAUUUUCAUGGAACAAUAAACUGUUUGAAAAUCCGGUGAACAAGAGUUUGAAUGGGAGCAAAGGCCAAAGAGAGAGGUCUCCAAUAGAGCAUUAUUUAGGAAUUUGAACCAAUGAAAACACUGAAAAGCUACUCACCUAGUCACCUAUUUUGCAUGCAUAAUACAAUUUUAUUUUUUUAUUUUUUUGGAGGGGGCCUACUCUAUGAAGUUUACCUCGGGCCACCAAAAUCACAGAACUGGCACUGAUUGUGGAUCAAUGGAAGGCAAUAAAGAAUCAAAAGAAGAAGAAGAAGAAGAGUAUGUUUUGAUUGAUCUGGAUGGCGUUGCUGACAUUCACAUUCCUCCGAAUGCACCUUACGUUCUCUCUGGUCUGGACACACUCAACCCAAUUCUGAUUAUCGAUGACAAAAUUAAGCUGAUAGGAGAAUAUGAAGAAACAAUUGGUACUUGCCUUGUUUUCAAUGAAACUGAUGCUGCUCCUGUUGUUCAUGAAGAGACUGGGUCAUCUGAGGCCAACCUUUUUGCAGGAAAAUUCAUUGCAGACCCAAAAUCCCCUGGCAAGCAAGUCAAUCCAAUUGCUCGUCUUCAUAAGGUUCUCAAGUUCAGACAAUUUUCAGAAGCUGUUAUUGAAGAUGCAACAGACAAUCAGGCAAAUAAGCCGUCUUGAAGCACUAACUACAGUUUUAACAGUAUGAUCAUCGAUCUUAUCAAAAACUCCUCAAAAGACAAUCAAGGCUCAAGCAAGGAAUAUGACAAUUAAAGGAAGUUGUUAAUAGAAGAACAAUGGGAGGGUUAGAUGUUGAGAAUUUUCUCUUGAUGACCAUAUUUAUCACCACAUUUCCAUGUAAAAAUUGCUAACAACAUUGAGGAACAGGGCCGGUAAAACUGAUCGAAGUAGUGCAGAUUUGAAUGUGAACCAUUUACUGGUGAAAUUUAUGAUGUGUUAUCUUUGGAAUUUUGAACUUCGGUUACUGAUGAUGGCUUGUGGCUAGUUCGCUGAAUA